CUGCUGUUAGGCUACUCUGAGUGGUUAUUUCGAUCUUAAUUCUAUAUCUAGUGUUUUGGCUAUAGCCUAGGCUAUUUUGCGAGCAGACAUCACCAUGAACAACUUCACCGAAUUCACCACUUCAGCAGUGAAAGCCAUUGACGUAACUGAGAGUCUUGGUGUUCAGUGCAUCCUGCCGAUUAUGACUGACUUGGGUCAUAAGGGUCUUCUUGAUUCAGUCUUAAAGUCCAACCUAGACUAUGCCAUGAAAGCAGUAGAAGCCUUGCCCAUCUCUAAAAGGACAAAUGCACUGCUGGAUGUGUCAGGACAGAAGACGUUUGUCAGCAUCAGGACUGGAUUUCCUGAAUUGCACUAUACCGUGUGGAGUGACAGUGACGGUCCCAAACUGCUUCUGACAGUCACAACUAAGAACACAAAACUGACUACUAAAGACAUUGACAAGUCAUACUUUGCUGGACAUUGUUGCAGGGAUGAAUUGAAGAGUUGCAUGAAGCAGGCACAUGAAAUAGUUGCCUCCAAAGAAAAGAAAGGAGGCCUUUCCAACGUGGAGUUGAAGAUCAUGUGUGGAGAGCUGCGCCUUACCUUCAUUACACAGUCCCCAUCCACUACCAUUGAGGUCCGGCCUGAAUGGAGAGCAAAAAUUAAGAAUUACAAUCUGUUGGAUGUCCCGGGAGUGAUGAAUAAUAUGGAGAAGAGUGGGGAGAUGUCCCCAAGCAUGUUGGCCUGCUUCCAUUACUUUUUAAAAAACUACCGUAAAAAUGUGUGUACAGCAAGCAGUGCCCAUAUCUUGCUCAUGAGUGAAGGCCAAAAAGUUGAGCUUUUCUUCAAAGAUCAGUCAGGCUGGCAGGAUGGUACAAAUGACGUUGUUCUCCCUGAUAAUAUUGUUAUAUUUAUUGGUGCCAACAACUGUCCUGAGAUGAUUCAUGAUAGAAGACACUAUUAAUGUCUUAUGUUUAUUUGUUCGCUUUGCAGAGGACAAAACACAUUUAAAUC
This is a messenger RNA of Sardina pilchardus (European sardine), 993 nucleotides long. RefSeq lists its product as uncharacterized. The transcript is spliced from 2 exons. Lineage: Eukaryota; Metazoa; Chordata; Actinopteri; Clupeiformes; Clupeidae. The record is from RefSeq and is a predicted model, not a curated record. Bases 95 to 943 code for a protein of 282 amino acids.